Messenger RNA from Candidozyma auris, 1686 nucleotides. RefSeq names its product calcineurin catalytic subunit A (gene CMP1). Bases 1 to 1686 code for a protein of 561 amino acids. The transcript has a single exon. Gene Ontology annotation, biological process: fungal-type cell wall organization; calcineurin-mediated signaling. Gene Ontology annotation, molecular function: calmodulin-dependent protein phosphatase activity; calmodulin binding. NCBI's taxonomy places the organism in Eukaryota, Fungi, Ascomycota, Pichiomycetes, Serinales, Metschnikowiaceae. Gene Ontology annotation, cellular component: calcineurin complex; cytoplasm. The record is from RefSeq and is a predicted model, not a curated record.
AUGUCCCCCGUCGAUAACAAGAAGCAGAUCAGCAACGCUCUUUCGGCGUUGGACAAGUCCAACAAGCCCAAAGUAGAAAAUCAAAGGCGAGAUUUGACUCUUUAUGUAACAGAGGAAGGCGAAGAACUAUGCACCACGGAGCGAGUGGUGAAGCUGGUGAAGCCACCAGCGUCCUUCAAGCCGCUGGAUGAGCAGGUGUUCUUGCCCAAUGGGAUGCCUAACUGUGAAUUCAUUAAGGACCAUUUUUUCAACGAGGGGAGGCUUCAGCACCACCAGGCUUCGAGAAUUAUUCAGGCAGCCACUGAGCUAUUGAGCCAGGAACCAAAUAUGUUGAGCGUGGCUGCACCAGUGACAGUGUGUGGAGACAUCCACGGACAAUACUAUGAUCUCAUGAAGCUUUUCGAGGUGGGUGGGGAUCCGAAGAAUACCAGAUAUUUAUUUUUGGGCGACUACGUGGAUAGAGGCUCUUUCUCGAUCGAGUGCUUGAUUUACUUGUAUGCGCUUAAGUUGACUUACCCAGACACCUUGUGGAUGCUCAGGGGAAAUCACGAAUGCAAGCACUUGACCGAUUAUUUCACCUUCAAGUCAGAGUGUCUCCAUAAAUACUCCGAGGAGAUCUACGAGGAGUGCUUGGCCUCCUUCAAUGCGUUGCCCCUUGCGGCGAUCAUGAACAAGCAGUUUUUCUGUGUCCAUGGGGGCAUUUCGCCUGAGCUCAAGCUGUUGGACGAUUUGGUUCGCUUGGACAGGUUCAGAGAGCCUCCUACGCGUGGUCUCAUGUGUGACUUGCUUUGGGCAGACCCAAUUGAGGACUACGACGAGGAUAACAUUGACCAGUCGUUUAUGCGUAACACGGUUAGAGGUUGCUCUUACGCUUUCACUUACAAGGCCAGCUGUCAGUUCUUGGAGCGUACAGGUCUUCUAUCGAUUAUUCGUGCCCACGAAGCACAGGACGCCGGCUAUCGAAUGUACAAGCGCACGAAAACUAUGGGGUUCCCGUCUCUUUUGACCAUGUUCAGUGCGCCCAACUACUUGGAUACAUAUAACAACAAGGCUGCAGUGCUCAAGUAUGAGAACAACGUGAUGAACAUCCGCCAGUUCAACGCUUCCCCGCAUCCUUACUGGUUGCCUCACUUUAUGGAUGUCUUUACGUGGUCCCUCCCGUUUGUGGGUGAGAAAAUCACCGACAUGUUGGUAUCCAUCUUGAACAUAUGCACCGAAGAAGAGCUUGAAGAGUCCAACCUGCUCGAUGAGCUUGAACAGAGUUCCCCGAUCAAGGCCCACGGCCAAGGGCUCCCCGAAUCUGCUACACAGGUCGUGACGGAAUCAGACGACAGCUUGGAAGAGAAGAGACAGGCAUUGAGAAACAAGGUUCUUGCCAUUGGUCGUGUGGCCAGGAUGUAUCAAGUUUUAAGAGAAGAAGCCGAGAACGUGGCUCAUUUGAAAAAUUUGAACGAGGGCACACUUCCCAAGGGUUCGUUAAUGCAUGGUCGUGAGGGUUUGGAGAAGACGAUCUCUGAUUUUGAAAAGGCUAGAAAGGCAGACUUAGUCAAUGAGAAGUUACCUCCAACUAGAGAAGAACUUAAGCAGAUGGAAAGCGAGAGACAAGCAAAGAUCAGAAAGAACAUUGAAAGCUCCAGCUCCUCUUCUCCAGUAUUUCAAAGGCUCAUGAGAAAACUCUCUGGAUAA